This is a messenger RNA of Oryctolagus cuniculus (rabbit), 942 nucleotides long. RefSeq names its product coiled-coil domain containing 182 (gene CCDC182). The record is from RefSeq and is a predicted model, not a curated record. Lineage: Eukaryota; Metazoa; Chordata; Mammalia; Lagomorpha; Leporidae.
AGGCUACAACAUGCAAAUGAGCAGAGUGUAGUUCUCUUCCUGAUUGGCUGAAGGCGUUCUGAGGUCACAAGGCAUGGGAUCUCUCCACUGCAAAAGACUGCGUCUCUAGCCCAAAAAUCUCUCUGGUCUGCUGAGCUCCUGGCUCCCUCUCUGUCCAAGCGGGACGAGACCCAUGGAGCCCCCCUACCAGGCAGCAUCCAUUCUCAUGAAGGUGAACACCUUACAAGGGAAGAAGAUGGUGGAGACGGGCCUCCAGUCUGGAGACUUCUCCCUGUCCCAGUCCUGGCCUUCCUGCCUCCCCCCGCCAGCCAGCUUGGAGACCCUGCAGCAGAAGGUGGCUGGGGUGCAACGGGAGCUGGCGGACUUCAAGAAGGAGGCGCUGAAGGCCAUCCAUUUCCUGGAAGACGCCUUCGGCAGGAUGAACGGUGCCCUGGCGCAGCAGGAGGAGCAGGCCGCCCGGGUGAAGCGGCGGCUAAGGGAGGAGGAGGACCGCGGGGUUGUGCGCAACAAGGUCCUCACCUUCCUGCUGCCGCGCGAGAAGCAGCUCCGGGAGCACUGCCAGCGGCUGGAGCACCUGCUGCUGGCCAGGAGUCGCCCCGGGCCGGGCGCCGCCAGGAAGGGCCAGGCCGACUGAGCUGCCUGCACUGCACCAGCCGCGAGCCGGGUGGGUUGGUUUUGAGUGGAAGGACGAGCCCUAAGUCCCACUUGCUUCCCUCUCCCCAUUCUCCACUGCUUUCCUUCUACCACGACAACACGUUGCUGAGAAGCGAAGAGACCCCACUGUGGUUUUGUUGGUGAGCUUGCAUUUACCCAGCCUCCUCUAGGAGGGAGGCACCCCAUCCUGGGCCAGACAUCCGUAACUUGCACCCUGAACGGUUUCCUGUUUGUAGGAGUAACAUGUACAGCAUUUUAAAAAUAUUCUUAAAUUGAUUGUGUUCAACA